Zymoseptoria tritici IPO323 is the source of this 4542-nucleotide messenger RNA. Its product is annotated as putative ABC transporter. The coding region runs from base 1 to 4542 and encodes 1513 amino acids. Gene Ontology annotation, molecular function: ATP binding; ATP hydrolysis activity; ABC-type transporter activity. The record is from RefSeq and is a predicted model, not a curated record. Lineage: Eukaryota; Fungi; Ascomycota; Dothideomycetes; Mycosphaerellales; Mycosphaerellaceae. Gene Ontology annotation, biological process: transmembrane transport. The transcript has a single exon. Gene Ontology annotation, cellular component: membrane.
AUGUCGGCUCCCGACGCUGAAAAGGCGUGGACCGCUGACAACACCGCCACCGCCGGACCUUACGACACUCACGAACCACAACCCAUAGCCGAGGAGCCAUUAGAUCAGCCCGACUCCGACAGAGACCUCGACGAGAAAGCACAACAAUUCGAAGCCGUCGAAGAGAGCAGUUCUCAGGACGGCAGCGAUGACUUCCGAAAAGAAAUCAACCGAGAUCGAACACCCCUCAAACGAGAACGAAGUAACUGGACCACCGACACGGGCGUCACUAGUAUCGCCACUUCAUAUCACCCGGAAGACGAACCUCCGCAGAAGAAGACAUGGACUCGGAAAUUGAAUCCCCUCAAGUCGAAGACUUUGCCACCCAUACCCAAGGAACGACUGACAUCACGGGAAUAUCAAGCGGGAUUUUUCAGUCUUCUCACUUUCCAAUGGAUCGCGCCACUGAUGGGCGUGGGAUAUCAACGACCGCUGGAGAUCAAUGAUGUCUGGGCGGUGAAUCCCGAUCGGAGUAUCGAUGUGAUGAAGACGAAGUUGAUGAGGAAUUUGGAGUACCGAAAGGGACGCAAAGCCUACUUCUCUCCUCUGGUCAUGGCUUUGUUUGACACGUUCAAGGUGGAUGUGAUUAUUGGAGGUGCCUGCAAUUUCGUCGGUGCCAUGCUGCAGGUUUUGGCGCCGUUUGUGCUGAAAUAUCUGAUUGCAUUCGCUGGACGAGCAUACGCAGCGCAGAAUGGACAGGGAGUGGCGCCGCCGAUUGGUCAUGGAGUUGGUCUGGUCAUUGGCAUUACUGUCAUGCAGAUGCUUCAGUCCAUGACCAUCAACCAUUUCAUCUACCGUGGUAUGCUGACGGGAGGACAAAUCCGAUCAGUUCUCAUUAGCGUCAUAUUCGAGAAGGCAAUGAAGUUGUCUGGUCGUGCGAAAGCAGGAGGGAUCGAAGAUGUCGCCGCGGAGACGAAACCAGACUUCGCACCCGGCAGCAAGGAGGAGAAGAAAUGGUUCAAGAAGCAGUUGAAGAAGAAGGACGGCAAAAAGGGCGUCUCGGGCGAUGGUGUCGGCUGGCAAAACGGCCGCAUCGUCAACUUGAUGUCUACCGACACCUACCGUAUCGACCAGGCAUGCGGAAUGGGCCAUAUGAUCUGGACCUCACCCUUCCAAAUCCUGGUUACCCUUGCUCUCCUCCUCAUCAACCUGACCUACAGCGCCCUGUCCGGUUUCGCCUUCAUCUGCCUGAUGAUGCCGCUCCUCGCCAAGACCAUCGGCAUCCUCAUGGCUCGCCGCAAGGUCAUCAACAAAAUCACCGAUCAGCGAGUCAGCUUGACACAAGAAAUCAUCCAGUCCGUUCGCUUCGUCAAGUACUUUGGCUGGGAGACGAGUUUCCUCAGUCGCAUCGGGGAGAUUCGCGAUCGGGAGGUCAACAAGAUUUCGUUCUUGCUGUCGAUCCGCAAUGCCAUCAUGGCGGUGUCCAUGUCUCUGCCGAUUUUCGCUUCGAUGUUGUCGUUUAUCACGUACUCGCUUUCCGGAAAUGGACUCAACCCGGCUCCGGUGUUCUCCUCGCUGGCACUGUUCAACUCAUUGAGGAUUCCGUUGAACUUGCUGCCUAUGGUCAUUGGCCAGGUGGUUGAUGCGAACGCCUCUCUGACCCGUGUGCAGGAGUUCUUGGAUGCAGAAGAGGCACACGACGACUCGGAAUGGAAGAUGAAUGCGCCGAACGCGAUUGAGAUCGUGGAUGGCGACUUCACAUGGGAGAGGAAUACCACAAAUUCGAGCGAGGGCAAGCCCGGCGAGGAUCCCAAGGGUAGCAAGCAGUUGAAGCAGGAGAAGAAGGACGCCAAAGCGAAAGCGAAGGAGGAGAAGAAGGUGGCGAAGCAGGAGAAUGUGGAGACUGCACCUCCCACGCCGACGAAUGAGGAGGAGGAGCAGAAGAAGCCGUUCGAGGUGCGGGACAUCAAUCUCACAGUCGGGAGGGACGAAUUGAUUGCUGUAAUUGGAUCUGUCGGAAGUGGAAAGUCUUCCCUCCUCGCCGCUCUGGCCGGCGACAUGCGCAAGACCAACGGUAAUGUCACCUUUGGCGCGAACCGAGCAUUCUGCCCGCAGUAUGCUUGGAUCCAGAAUGCGACUGUGAGGGAGAACAUCAUUUUCGGCAAAGACUACAAUCGGAAGUGGUACGACACUGUUGUGGACGCCUGUGCAUUGCGACCGGAUCUGGAGAUGUUGCCGGCUGGUGACUCGACGGAGAUUGGCGAGCGCGGUAUCACUGUUUCAGGAGGCCAGAAGCAACGACUCAACAUCGCUCGUGCGAUUUACUUCGAUGCCGAUGUGGUUAUCAUGGACGAUCCUCUCUCGGCUGUGGAUGCACAUGUCGGAAGGCAUAUCAUGGACCAGGCGAUUUGUGGGUUGUUAAAGGGCAAGGCGAGAGUGCUGGCCACCCAUCAACUGCAUGUUCUGCAUCGAGUGGACCGCAUUGUCUGGAUGAAGGAUGGCCACAUCUUCAAGAUUGCGACGUUCCCCGAGCUCAUGGCCAAUGACGCGGAGUUUCAGAAAUUAAUGGAGACGACCGCUUCCGAAGAGAAGAAGGAGGACGAAGCAGAGGUCAACGAGGAUGAAGUCGAAGAGGAGAAGAAAGACGCCAAGAAGAAGCGCUCUCGCAAACCCGCCGCCGCGCUUAUGCAGCAGGAAGAACGUGCUGUCAAGAGUGUAGGCUGGGGCGUCUAUGCCGCUUACAUUCGCGCUUCGGGUUCCAUGCUCGUGUUGCCGCUGAUUGCGUUCCUCUUGAUCAUCUCGCAAGGCGCGAAUAUCGUCACGAGUCUGUGGCUUUCAUGGUGGACGUCCAACAAGUGGAAUACAUCGACGGGCAUCUACAUUGGGGUGUACGCCGCGCUGGGAGUCACGCAAGCAUUGCUGAUGUUCGCAUUCUCCGUUGCGCUGACCAUGUACGGCACCAAGUCGUCCAAGGUCAUGCUCAACCGGGCCAUCACACGAGUCCUCCGUGCGCCAAUGUCGUUCUUCGAUACUACGCCGCUGGGCCGCAUCACCAACCGCUUCUCCAAGGACGUCGACACCAUGGACAACACCCUUACCGAUUCGAUCCGCAUGUUCUUCCUCACCAUGGCCAUGAUCGUUUCCGUCUUCAUCCUCAUCAUCGCCUACUACUAUUGGUUCGCCCUCGCUCUCGUCCCACUGGUCAUCCUCUUCGUCUUCGCAACAUCCUACUACCGCGCCUCCGCCCGCGAACUCAAACGCCACGAAGCCGUAAUGCGCAGCGUAGUCUUCGCCCGCUUCGGCGAAGCCAUCAACGGCACCUCCACGAUCCGCGCCUACGGCGUCCAAAAACAAUUCGAACACGGCGUCAACGCAGCCGUCGACUCCAUGGACGGCGCCUACUUCCUCACCUUUGCCAACCAGCGCUGGCUCUCCACCCGCCUCGACGCCCUCGGCAACAUCCUCGUCUUCAUCGUCGGCAUCCUCGUCGUCACCUCCCGCUUCUCCAUCUCCCCCUCCACCGCCGGUCUCGUCCUCUCUUACAUCCUCUCCAUCGUCCAAAUGAUCCAAUUCACCGUGCGUCAACUCGCCGAAGUCGAAAACAACAUGAACUCCACCGAGCGCAUCCACUACUACGGCACCGAACUCAAAGAAGAAGCGCCCCUCACCCUCAACUCCCCACCCCCCUCCUGGCCCUCCGCCGGCGAAAUCAUCUUCGACAACGUCCAAAUGCGCUACCGCGACGGCCUCCCCCUCGUCCUCAAAAACCUCUCCAUGCACGUCCGCGCGGGUGAACGCAUCGGCGUGGUAGGCCGCACGGGUGCCGGAAAAUCAACCAUCAUGUCCACGCUCUUCCGCCUGGUCGAACUCUCCGGGGGAUCCAUCUCCAUCGACGGAGUCAACAUCGCUUCCAUCGGCCUGCACGACCUCCGCUCCAAAUUGGCCAUCAUCCCACAAGACCCCACCUUAUUCCGCGGCACGAUCCGCUCCAACCUCGACCCGUUCAACGAACACACCGAUCUCGCGUUAUGGCACGCCCUCCGCCAAGCCGACCUCGUCGCUCCCGACCAGGACCUCUCUUCUUCCCCCGCCUCCUCCUCCGAAGGACGCAUACACUUGGACACAGCGGUGGAAGACGAAGGCCUCAACUUCUCCCUCGGCCAACGCCAACUCCUCGCUCUCGCACGCGCUCUGGUGCGAAACAGCCAAAUCAUCGUCUGCGACGAAGCGACCAGUUCGGUCGACUUUGACACGGAUCGGAAGAUACAAAAGACGAUUGUGCAGGGUUUCAAGGGGAGGACGUUGUUGUGUAUUGCGCAUCGACUGAGGACGAUUGUGGGCUAUGAUCGGAUUUUGGUCAUGGAUCAGGGACAGGUGGCGGAACUUGAUUCCCCGUUGAAGUUGUAUGAAAGGGAGGGAGGGAUUUUUAGGGGGAUGUGUGAACGGAGUGGGAUUCGGCGGGAUGAUUUUUUUGAGAGUGAGGAGGUGAGGAUGGUGCCUGGGGGAGAAGGGGAGGGGACGAUGAGUCGGAUCGAGGGGGAGAGGGAUGAUAGGACGAAUUAG